Molecule: messenger RNA, 2807 nt
Organism: Petromyzon marinus (sea lamprey)
Lineage: Eukaryota; Metazoa; Chordata; Hyperoartia; Petromyzontiformes; Petromyzontidae
Source: RefSeq, a predicted model, not a curated record
UUUGUCACUGCCUUUAGGUCACUUUCCUGGUGUUCCACCCAGUGGCCCCCUCGUGGGUGAGCACUGUUACACCCAGUGUUCCUCUCGUGGGUGAGCAAUGUUCCACCCAGUGUUCCUAUUCUUAUGUGUGAGCACUGUUCCACCCAAGUGUCCCUCUCGUGGGUGAGCACUUUUCCAACCAGUGUUCCUAUUCUCAUGUGUGAGCACUUCCAACCAGUGUUACUCCCCUCUCUCAUUCGUGAGCCGCCCAUGGCAAUGGUGGGCAGGUGUGCAGUGCUCGGAUAUCAGCGCCAACCUUCUAAGAGGUCACAGGUAUUGGCUCCAGCCCUGAACCUUCCACCACAGAAGAGGCAGCCCUCUGAAAUCCUCUCCAGUGUCAGACAUUUCUUUCAGGAUGGUCAAGCAAAUGGGCCCUACCUAGAGCUCGACAAAUUCGAGGCAUUGAGAAUUGUCUACGAGACCCACCAGCUGUCUUGAGCUUCGCCAGCAGAAAUUAAUUCCUCUAACUUGGCCUUCAACAUGGAAGCUGGCUGGGUUAUUCACCUCUCCCCUUCGUAAACGAUGGGCAGAACAGUAUUUGAGAUUAGGUGGACCGUGCCAGCAACUGUUUUAUACUCACUGUUCUAUCUUUGCUGAAAUGUCAUCUCCAAAGAGCUUGACGAGUCCUUCUCUCCCAUGCCAAAGGUGCCGCCCACGUAGGUUGAACAGGAACGUUAACAACGCACUCAGGCUCUGGCUGUCAUUUGCCACUAAGACUAGAGCCUACAAGGCAGGUUCAAAGGCUUUGAAGCCGCAUCAUCAACACCUUCCCAUAACAGCCACGGUACGCUGGGAUAGGUACACGCGCGUUUAUCGGAGUAGAUGACAGUGGCCAUUAUUUGGCCGGAGAAUAGUUUUGCAAUGUUACUCCAAAAUGCCUUCUGCCUCGAAGGCAAUCCUCAUUACCUUGGUCUGCGAUGGCUCUUUAAUAAGGAGCUGCCAGGAUCCUCCCAGGUAAGUGAAGACAGAGAUGGUGUAAAGACAUAGAGCUUCCCUUUCCAUCCUUAUGAACCAAACUUUUCAACAUGGUUACAGAACUGCAUUAACUGUUGUUCACAAAAUCCCACCAAUUUCCUUAUUCAUUUUAAGUUUAUGGCUAGUCUCCUGUAUAUGAAUGGGACCAUGUUCGAUAUGAGUCAUCACUGAACACAUGUUUAAUCCUACUCUUCCUUUGCUACAAAUCUCCACCUUCUGCCAGCAACUAAAACUCUUUUUCCGCAUGCCUGCAUCGUUAUCGCAGGAAGUGCAGCAUCACUUCUAUCAAAUUCCUGGUAUUCCACUGGCAGCCGUUGUCAUAAUUCUCAGUCCGUUUAUAGCCUCAGUGCGGGGUUUUGUUAAAAGUCAUUUUUAGAAAGAUAUUGCACUCAAGAAGUGUUUUUAACAGUCACAACCUGCGCAGCUGUCCCAUGCAGUGUUAAGUAGCAGACCGCAGAGUGCGACGCAGAGCAACCUCAAUCCAAUGCAUUUCCUCUCAUCUGCCGUGCUCGUCGAGGCAGACCAGAGGAUGCACGCCGACAACAUCAACGCCAGGACUGGGGUGACUGUCGGCGUUCUCAGCGUCUUCCUGGUAUUUGGCUUCAUGUUCACUGUCUCUGGGUUCAGGGGGGAAAGCCUCGGGGGUGUCCCACUCAUGGCUCUGGGUCCCAGCAUUUUCCUGCCGUCUCUUGGCAUAAUUACCUUCACCGUCUGGACUAGGGGCUGCAGUAACUGUCCCGUUUCUGUCUUCAAAAAGUCGGAUCGGGGUACGAUCAGGUACGCAGAGCAUCGAUCUUCUGUCGUCUCCGAAGCGGAGGAGAGACAAUAUUCACAAGGGAAGCCAAGUUCGCAUGACGGACCUUACGUGGUCACAGAAAUUGGAGCAGGAUCUCCUGCUGCAUCGCAGACCCCUCCUCGUCCUCCGCCUGCUCGCAGCCACUCGGCUGCAUGUACGGUGGACAUCGACUGGAGCUCCGUGGAGCAGCAGGGCAGCCAGGGCGCCACUGCGCUGGCCGCGAUCUACCGGCCCGUGGCGUGCUGCGGCCCCGCAUCGCGCCGCCUCGCGCGCGUCCUGCCCUGCGAUGUUUGCGCUCACUGCGCAGCGCUCGUGUCAGGCGGCGUCUCCUUGGGCGCGCAGCCCAGCUUCACCUGCGCCGUGCUCAUCGAGCGCUCCACACUGGUGUUGUUCCCCUCGAGGGGGGGCUCUUCUCCUGGAUGCUGUGAAGCGCCGGCAAGUCGCUGCCAUCCUGGAGGAAUGGCGAGCGUCACAACGCAAGUGUGGAAUCGACUGCCCAGCUGCUUUUACUAUAAUUCGUAAUAUAUGUUUGGGUGAGGCCACGGAAAUGAUCUGGCCAAAUAUGUUUCGUAAAACCCUCCACCAUCCAACAUAUCUAUUUUUUUAUUGUCACGAGUACAAGCAUUUAACAAUACAUCGAAUUACUCGUUUCAGCUUACUGACCGGUGAAUUGAACAAUUCACACAACCAAAUGUAGCUCAAUUAGAGCCACCCGAGUGAGUGAACACCAUUUAAUUCCGACUUUACAUAUUACCUAAAGAUCUUUGAUGCAGUUUAAAAUUAUGUUACGUAUCUGAUUGUUGCUAAAUUUAAGUGUGAGAAUUAUUCUUCAACUUUUCCAGUUUGGCACCGGUUCUGGCUGUCUUCCUUCCCGCUUCCAUCUAUCACUCGGCAUUAAGAUUUACAUUGAUCUGCCCAUAUAGGACUCACCACUGUGAUCUCUACAUUGGGUCAAACUUUAUCUCUUAAUGUUCGACGGCUUGUGCACCAGAUCUUA